Molecule: messenger RNA, 1131 nt
Organism: Seminavis robusta
Lineage: Eukaryota; Bacillariophyta; Bacillariophyceae; Naviculales; Naviculaceae
Source: the annotation of a GenBank genome assembly
AUGAGAGCGCUUGUAGUAGGCUCUGGAGCCAUUGGCCUUCGGACAGCAGUUGAGUUGAUCCGACGGAAAGUUCCAGUGACACUUCGAUCGCCCGUUUCGCCAUUGCAUCCUUCCGUCUGUUCCAUUGGUGCUGGUGGUCUCUGGAUGCCCUUCCAUUGCGACGAUUCCCGCACGGAUCGAUGGGCCUCGGAGACACUGGAUGAACUCUGGUCCCUAGGCAAGGAGGAGGACAAUGACCUUGUCGAGAUCAUGCCAGCGGUCAGUCUGGAAAACAACAACAAUGAACUGGUCCGUCAAACCGAAGAUACCAACUCCACGUAUACUGAUACUGACAAGCUACCCACUUGGACCAAAGACCCUAGAUUGGAAUUCCAACAAUUGACGGUGGAAAUGCUGGGAUGGCAGAAUAUUGUCAAAAAACUGCGUAUCCCUACGGAAGAGGAGCUGAAACGGGCAGGAUAUUGGCAUGCAUGGAUGUUCCAAACACCAAUUGUAGAUUCUCCCAAAAUGUUGCAGGCGCUGCUAAAGGAGAUAGAGGAAAACCCGGAUGCAGAUGUUGACGUGGAGACGGGCGAAUACUAUGAAUCCGUAGAUCACAUGCAGGAGGUGGCCCAGAGUUUGAGUUGUGACACCGUCAUCAACUGUGCUGGAAUGGGCAGCCAUGCCAUGUGCCAAGACAAAAACCUCGUUGGUGGCCGCGGUGUGCUCUUGCAGGUGGAACGCAACAACUGUCCGAGACGACCGUCGCUCCAAGGGAUGGAACAGGAUGCUGUGCUCUUGACGGAGGCUCGGCCCUGGGGCAGCGACACAGAACCUUGUUACAUGAUUCCACGAGGUAACAUCAUUGCCAUUGGUGGGACCUACCUAGAAGGAGACACACACCCGCAAUUGCGAGAUUCCGAACGCAAGAGACUCAUGGAGAAUGCACAGCUUAUGGGGAUUGACAUUGCCAAUGCCAAUAUACUGGGAGAAUGGACCGGUUUUCGCCCGUAUCGCCCAAUUGUCCGUUGCGAAGAAGAGGAAACGCAGGGACAUGUACGGGUCAUCCACAGCUACGGACAUGGAGGCAGCGGUUGGACUGUGAACGUGGGUGCAGCAAAGGAGGUUGCUGACAUCUUGUUGAGGACAUAA